This is a messenger RNA of Onychostoma macrolepis, 3426 nucleotides long. RefSeq names its product guanylate-binding protein 1-like. Gene Ontology annotation, molecular function: GTPase activity; GTP binding. Bases 559 to 2550 code for a protein of 663 amino acids. Lineage: Eukaryota; Metazoa; Chordata; Actinopteri; Cypriniformes; Cyprinidae. The transcript is spliced from 11 exons. The record is from RefSeq and is a predicted model, not a curated record.
CAUUGCAAUUUCGAAAUAUGAAAUAUUAUGAGGAACUCCCGAAGCUUUGCUGUUUACAGUGUAGCUAUGUGAUCGUUUGUCCUCUUAGCAGUUGAUUAAUAAAAUAACAAAAACAUUUUAUUCAAAAUUUACAUUUGUGCAAUAUUAGCUAUAGCCUAAAGAAGAGCACUUCCUUUAACUCUAUUCACGAUCUCACCACAGACCAAAGUAUUAAUAAAUGAAGCUCUCUACAUUGCACAAUGGGUCUCUUAUUUACAUUUUGUAUAAAUUUUGAGAGAAUUUGCGAGCAUGCAGAACUCUUUAGUCUUAAAAAAUCCAGUGUUUUGAACAGCAAUGGCCAAUCAGAGAUGUUCAAGAAAUCAACAUGUGUGAUUGGCAACAUCGCUCAACGCUACAAAAACAUUUUGUGAAAAGAGAUUUUUGACAGUCUUCAGAGCACAAACACAAAUACUCACUGGAGAGGUUGCCAAAACUGUAUUAUUAACUGAACUGCUCUUGCAUUAAUUUGAGAUAAAAUCGACGUGAGGCCGCCCCUUAAUUACUGUUACUGCUACAAAUAUGGCGCUCUCUCACCUCACACAGCGAAAAAUACAUCGCGGAGCAAAGAGGACACUGCAGACAACACGACAGGUUACUUGUGGAAGGAAAACAAACAAACAGGAAGAGCUAGAGAGAGCCAGCAUGUCUAAAGCCGGACUAAUGCCUUCGCCCAUAUGUUUGGUGGAGAAUGUGAACGGAUCACUCAGUGUCUGUAAGGAUGCCAUUGAGUUCCUGAGUAGGAUCAGUGAGCCGGUGGUGGUGGUGUCUGUGGUGGGACUCUACCGUACAGGGAAAUCUUACCUUAUGAACCGCCUGGCGGGACAACAGUCAGGCUUUGCUCUCGGCAAUACUAUCGAGUCGAAAACCAAAGGCAUCUGGAUGUGGUGUGUCUCGCACCCCUAUAAAGAAGGACACACUCUGGUGCUGCUGGAUACAGAGGGACUUGGUGAUGUGGCCAAAGGAGACUCUAAGAAUGACAGCUGGAUCUUCUGUCUGGCUGUUCUGCUCAGCAGCACUCUGGUGUACAACAGCCGGGGCACUAUUGAUAACACUGCAGUGGAAAAGCUGCAAUAUGUUGUUGAGCUCACUGAGCAGAUCAAGAUCAGAUCGACGAAUGCAGCAGAUGAGGAGGAAGAAGAGGAUUGUAAGUUUGUGCAGUUUUUCCCAUCAUUCACCUGGGUCGUGAGAGAUUUCACCUUGGAAUUGGUAAUUGAUGGAAAGAGGGUGACUGAGGACGAGUACCUUGAUUUUGCUCUCCAGCUCAAGAAAGGUGUGAGCAAGAAAGUCAGUGACUACAACCUGCCUCGUCAAUGCAUCCGAAACUAUUUCCCGUCCCCCAGGAAGUGUUUUGUGUUCCCUUCUCCAGCCUCACCUGAAAACAUGACACGUUUAGAAAGCUUGCAAGAACGGGACCUUGUACCCGAUUUUCUGAAGGUCACGGGAAGUUUUUGUGAUCACAUCUUUCACAAUAGUGUCGUGAAAACAGUGAAAGGAGGACACAGAGUUACUGGCAAAUUGCUUGGACAUCUGGUUGAGAUUUAUGUGGACACAAUCAACAGUGGUAAGGUGCCCUGUCUGGACAAUGCAGUUGUUGCUCUUGCAAAUCUACAGAACCAGACAGCUGUUCAAGAAGCUCUGAAAGCGUAUCAGAUUUGGAUGGAAAAGGUGAAGAACAAGUUCCCAGUAGGUGUGGAUGAUAUUUCCUCCGAGCACCAGAAGUUCAGCAGUCUGGCCACCGCUGAGUUUAUGAAACGCUCCUUUAAAGAUGAAAAAGGAGAAUACCUGAAAAAACUGAUGGAAGACAUAGAUAUGUACUAUGUAGGCCUGCUGCAAGAGAAUGAGAUGGCAUCAGAGAGAAAGUGCAGAGAUCUGCUGAAGAAUCUGUUCUCUGACAUGAAUAAACGGCUGCAGGAUGGAGAGUACAGUCAGGCUGGAGGAUAUGAACUCUACUGCAGAGACAGAGACGCCAUUGUUGAACAGUACCGCAGAGAACCCAAUAAAGGUGUAUCGGCCGAGGCUGUGCUGAAUGAGUUUCUGAAUGAGCGAGGACCAGAAGCAAACAGCAUCCUCCACAUGGACACAAAACUCACUGAAAAUGACAGAAAGAUUCAGGAGGGAAAGGAAAAGAAUGCUCUGAUGGAACAGAAGCUUAAAGAGGAAGAGGAGAAACGCAUUGAGAGUGAGCGAAUGAUGAAGGCAGAGAAAGAGCGGCAGGAGGACCAAAUGAGGCAGAUGCAGGAGAAGUUCAACAAGGAGAUGGAGCAGCAGCAGCAGGAGAUGGACAGAGCCAUUGAGAGCAAGCUGAAUGAGCGGGAGGAGAUGAUAAAGAAAGGCUUCAGUGAGAAAGCUGAUCUCCUGAAUGAAGAGAUAACAAAUCUAAAAAAAGAAAAGGGAAGUUCUGGUGGUUUCAUGAAGGACUAUGUGAUGCCUUUUUUUGGAGCUGUGGCAGAAAUCCUUCCAACUGUUCUUAAUUAUAGAGUGCUGAUGAAAGGACUCAAAAAAGUAAAAUGACCUUUUCCAGGCAAAUCACUGUUGCAUCACAGAUUGAUUGAUUUAUUCAUUUAGCUAACAAGACACAAAGUAGGCUUUUAUUUAGUAGGACUGUGUUUUGUUAACGAGUAGUGUCCUAAUUCACAUACUUAAUGUACUGUAUACUGUGUAAUAAAAGUAUGUACUGGUGGUGGUGGGAGUUUCAGAAUCUCACUGGAUUUAGUAGGUCGUCUGGGUACUUUUCACUACUGUUUUUCAAAUGCUAUUAAUUCUGAUAUACUAUCAGGCCCUUCCUAACGGAGCAUGCAGCACAACUUCUUGUCCAGGCCCUUGUCAUUUCUAGGCUGGACUGCUGCAAUACUCUUCUGGUUGGAUUUCCAUCAAACACAAUCAAACCUCUACAAAUGAUUCAGAAUGCAGCAGAAUCCACGUCACACCUCUCUUUAUCUCUCUGCACCAGCUUCUGGUUGCAGCUCGCAUGAAGUUCAAGACAUUGAUUCUUGCUUCUAGAACAGCGACAGGCUCAGCACCCUCCUACUUCCACUCACUUUUGAGAAUCUACUUCCCCUUCAGAUGUCUGAGAUAUACAAGUCAGCGACACCUCGUGGUGCCAUCACAGAGAGGCACAAAAUCACUUCCCUGAACAUUUUCGUUCACUGUUCCUGUCUGGUGGAAUGAUCUUCCCACAUCUAUCUGGAACCCCACCCCAAACAGUUAUUUAACCAAACUGAAUCAACAAUGAACUAACUUCAACUGAAUAAUUGAAUAUUUACUAUUGUCUUUUUUUAGAGCUGAAUUUUGGUUUGCAUCACUUGAAUCAUUUAUUUUCCUGUGAAGUUGCUUUGAAACAAUCUAUAUUGUAUGACGCUCUGUAUAAAUAAAGAUGACUCAACUCAA